Messenger RNA from Melanaphis sacchari, 2265 nucleotides. RefSeq names its product splicing factor 3B subunit 2 (gene Sf3b2). The record is from RefSeq and is a predicted model, not a curated record. Gene Ontology annotation, cellular component: U2 snRNP; precatalytic spliceosome; U2-type spliceosomal complex. The coding region runs from base 317 to 2245 and encodes 642 amino acids. NCBI's taxonomy places the organism in Eukaryota, Metazoa, Arthropoda, Insecta, Hemiptera, Aphididae. Gene Ontology annotation, biological process: mRNA splicing, via spliceosome. The transcript is spliced from 2 exons.
AUAAGUAAUAACAAGGUAAAGACCGACUUAACUUGACUUAACCCUGUGGUUGUGUUGUAUACCCGGUGUGUUGUUCUGUACUUUUAUUAUUUCUCUUUCCGUGAGUUUGAAAAAAGUUCGUCUUCAAAGUUCGAAUGGAACCUAAUAAAAUGGUCUAAAAGUGGUGAUUACUGGUGAAAAUUAUGCUCCAUUUUUAAGAAACAUAAAAUUUCUGUAUUUGGAUUUCAAUUCAUUCAGCAGUUUUCAAAAAAUAUUCACAACCGUAAGCUUAUUUUAUAAUUAAAAUAUCUGUUCAAAUUUCUUGUGUGGUUCAAUUAUGUACGAACCGGAAGGUGUUUUCGAAGAUGAUGGACUAAUUCCACCUGGUGAAGAUGUAGCUCUUCCCCCAGCCCUUGAACAAGCUUUGAACUAUAUUCAAACAACAGAAUAUUCACAUGAUGACAACACUGAAGUUGUACAGUCUAAAACUGAAGAUGUCGAGGAAGAUGAUGAUGAUGAUGAUGAUGAUGACGAAGAAGAACAAGUAGUUAAAAUGUCUACCAAAGAUCGUAAAGUAGCUAAAAGAAGGAAGAAAAAGUAUAAAAAGAAAAAGAAGAAACAAUUAAAAAAUGAGCAAAAAGUAAAAGAAACAUCAUCUUCAGACAAAGAGAACAAGGUUGAAAAAUUAGAUAUUGAGGUCGAAUACAUACAAGAAACUUUAAGUGUUUUCAACCUUGUACCUAUGUAUAGGCAAUAUGCUAAAGUAUUUGAAAAUUUUAAAAUUCCUGAACCAGAGCAAAAAUCAUCUGAUCAAGAUGGUGGUCAAGAAGCUACAUUACCCAGUUUAGAUUUAAAGAAAGUACCUAAGCUUCCUGAACAAGAAGAUGAUGAUGAUGGCAAAGAUAAAGAUGGAGAAAAUCAACCGAAGGGUCCUGAUAAGUUGUCAAGAAGGCAAUUUAAAAAAGUUACUCGUUUAAGUGUAGCUGAAUUAAAGCAACUAGUUUCUAGGCCAGAUGUUGUAGAAAUGCAUGAUGUAACUGCCAGAGAUCCACAUCUCUUAAUCCAGUUAAAAGCACAUCGUAACACAGUACCUGUACCUCGUCAUUGGUGCUUCAAGCGUAAGUAUUUACAGGGUAAACGAGGUAUUGAAAAGCCACCGUUUGAUUUACCUGAUUUUAUUAAACGUACUGGUAUCAUGGAAAUGAGAGCUGCUCAUCAAGAAAAAGAAGAUGAAAAAUCAUUAAAAAACAAAAUGAGAGAAAGAGUUAGACCCAAAAUGGGUAAGAUAGAUAUUGAUUACAAAAAAUUACAUGACGCAUUUUUCAAAUUACAAACUAAACCAAGAUUAUCUCUCCAUGGUGAUUUGUAUUAUGAAGGCAAAGAAUAUGAGACUAAGCUUAGAGAAAAGAAACCUGGUGAUUUGAGUGCUGAAUUACGCACUGCAUUAGGUAUGCCAGUUGGUCAUAAUGCUCACAAAGUCCCUCCACCAUGGCUUAUCGCUAUGCAACGUUAUGGCCCACCACCAUCUUAUCCAGCUCUUAAAAUUCCUGGUCUUAAUGCUCCCAUUCCUGAAGGAUGUUCUUUCGGUUACCAUGCUGGUGGUUGGGGUAAACCUCCUGUAGACGAACGUGGUCGACCUCUUUAUGGAAAUGUGUUUGGUACACCAUCUGAUUAUGAUGAAUCCCAUGUAGCUGAAGAGCAAAUUGAUAAAUCUAUGUGGGGAGAACCAGAUUCAGAAUCAGAUGCAGAAGAAAGUGAAGAAGAGGAAGAGGAAGAAGAAGUAAAAGAAACUGAAGAAGUUGCAAUUGAUGCUAGUGGUAUUGCCACACCAGUUGCCGAAGGCCUAGCAACACCAUCAGGAAUUAUGUCUGGAUUACCAAGUGGUUAUGAAACACCAGAAUAUAUUGAAUUAAGAAAACGAAAGAUUGAAUCUGAAAUGGAAAGUAGUGAACAACAACCUCUGUACCAUGUUUUACCUGAGAAGAAGGUUGACACUGUUCGUGGCUCUAUGAUGGCAUCUACACACAUGUAUGACAUACCAACUGCAGCAACAAAUAAACCUGGUGAAGUUGAAGUUAGUUUAGAUCCAUCUGAAUUGGAAUUAGCUGGAGAUGUUGAAGCCAUGGCAGCUAGAUAUGAGCAAAGAAUGAAGGAUCAACAGGGCGGGGAAGAUGAUGGCACCGAAACUGAAAAGAAAAAAGGACAGAAACGAAAAGCUGCUCAAGAAGCAAAAACAAGCAAAAAAUACAAAGAUUUCAAAUUUUAAACAAAUAAGAUUAAAAACCU